AUGACUGAAAUAGUCUCCAAAAAUGCCUCUGUAGUUCCUACUGGGAAAAGCGGCUUUUCUCUUCUUAAAAUGAUAGGAGCAGACCGCACUCUGACUCUUCUUCUGACAGCGGCGCAAGUUCUUACAGGAGUCAGUGCAAAUAGCCUCAUCGUGACGGUGAACGCCAUUGGCCUGAUCAAGUGGAGAAAAAUAGCCACCCUGGAUUUGCUUCUUUCUUGCCUGGCAAUUUCUAGGAUUUUUCUGCAGUUGUACAUCGUCUUCUUCCUUAUGAUCAUUUUCUCCGGGAAGGAAUUCAUCAUUCCAGCGACCAUUGUAAUUAUUUUAUUUACAAAUGAAUUGGGGCUUUGGUUUGCCACAUGGCUCAGUGUUUUCUACUGCACAAAGAUUGCAAGCAUCCCACACUGGCUCUUCUUGUGGCUAAAGAUGAGGAUAUCGAGGCUGGUGCCAUGGUUGAUUGUGGGGUCUCUCUUUCAUUCAGCUAUCACUUCUGCCAUCUACAGUCAAUAUGCGUGGGCUAUUUCCAGAGGAAUUUUGUUCAAUUUUUUAUUAAAAAAUGCAACACAAAUCAACGAAAAAGAAACAUAUGUUAUGCCAAUUUUCUUUAUCGCCAGUCUGACAUUGCCAUUUCUCAUCUUCCUUACUGCUGUUGUGCUCUUGAUUUUCUUCCUGGUGAAACACAGCCUGCGGAUGAGGAUGAUGGCAGGAGCGGGCAGCCCUGGCCAGAGCGCGCACAGGAGCGCGGUGCUGUCCAUCUUGUCCUUCCUCGUCCUCCACUUCUCCCACUACAUGGUGGCUAUUUCUUUCUGUACUCAAAAAUACCAGAUCGGAAGCCUCUCCUUUCUUCUCUGUAUGCUGGUAGCUGUCGUAUACCCCUCCAUACACUCUAUUAUUUUAAUUUUUGUUAAUCCUAAACUGAAACAAAAUGCAAAAGCAUUGCUCCUUGGCCUCUGUAAGGGCUGUCAGUGA
Dipodomys spectabilis (banner-tailed kangaroo rat) is the source of this 966-nucleotide messenger RNA. RefSeq names its product taste 2 receptor member 1 (gene Tas2r1). The coding region runs from base 1 to 966 and encodes 321 amino acids. The record is from RefSeq and is a predicted model, not a curated record. Gene Ontology annotation, cellular component: membrane. NCBI's taxonomy places the organism in Eukaryota, Metazoa, Chordata, Mammalia, Rodentia, Heteromyidae. Gene Ontology annotation, molecular function: G protein-coupled receptor activity; bitter taste receptor activity. The transcript has a single exon. Gene Ontology annotation, biological process: detection of chemical stimulus involved in sensory perception of bitter taste; sensory perception of taste; G protein-coupled receptor signaling pathway.